UUACAGGUGGGGGAAUCAACAUAGUCCACAGGUGUAGCAGAUUAGGCUACAACAUGUGCGAAAUUACAAUACAAAGCAUGCGCAAGUAGUAUUAAUGUUUGCGCGGGAAUCAUUUUAAACGGAUGCGCGUUCAGGACUCAAAAAUUACAGGUUUUAUGAAGUGGACAUUAUUACCUUUAUCUUUCCAAAAUGAGUUUGGAUACUCUCUUUCAAAAGAUUAUUUUAACCGAACAACAAAUAUCUGAGAAAUCAAGGCAAUUGCAGGAGGUCAAAGUUGCCAUCACCAGAUGUGAAGACAUGAUAAAGUCCAGGGCUGAAAAUAAUAAACGUGAUAACGAGAAUCUUGAAGAAAAGGCUCAGCAGCUGACUCAUAUCCAGUUCCAGUAUGAGCUCAUGAGGAAAAGUCAGGAUCAGAUGGAGAAACAGAACAACGAUCUUCUACAACAGCAGAACCAUCUCAAAGCACGCUUGGAUGAGAUAAAGAGGCAGUCAAGAGAAGAAAAGGAGAACUUCAUUCGAGAGAUACAGGCUUUCAACAAUGACUUUAACCUCUUGAGUAACAGGAAGAGCUUGUUGAAGAGCCAAACCCAGUCUGAAAUACAAGAGCUGGAGAAGGACAUCAGCACUCUAAACCAAGAGAUGGAGUACAUGACCCAGAGCGACAGCCGUGUCAAGUCCAUGCAAGAGGAAAAGAGAGCCCUCUAUACAGAGCUCCAGGAGAUGCAGCGAGUUCUUACAGACCUUGAUGGCCAACUCUGCGAGGCAAGAGCAGUGACCGAGGCGCUGAGAGCAGAGAGUGUGGCGGUCAGCCAGAAGCCUCUCUCGGACAACACCUGCUUGAGACUGAAGAAGCAGCUGGAAGUGUUUAAGGAGGACGAGUUGGAGCUGCUCAGAGAGGCGCUCAUCUCCGAGAGGCAGUUCCUGCAGUCGGUAAUGACUCUCAUCCCGCUCUCGUUGACACUCAUUAGACACCAUUGACCUCGCUAGGCCUGAUUUUCUGCUUUCUGUUUCCUCCCUGUAGAAACUGUCUCAGAGGAGCAGUCCAGAAGUUUUACAUAGCCUGCUGGCUCACAAAGACUUUAAAGGCAAGUCAAAAAGCCGUUUUGUGUAACUACUUGGGUAGACUAUGACCCCUGCAGACCUUUCCAAUCACAAAGUGCUGUAUAUGCAACCAGCUGUAAAUGAGGGCAAGCUGACCUCUAGUGGAUUUGAUAGAAGUUGCAGAGGAUUGUUUUCGAUGAAUCCAAAAUUACAAUAAUCUUUAUGCACACAGAUUUUAUUCAUUGCUUUUAUUUAUUCAUUUAUUUUGUCAAUAAAAAUGAAUUGCAGCAUAGAGAGUAUUGUC
Molecule: messenger RNA, 1345 nt
Organism: Osmerus eperlanus (European smelt)
Lineage: Eukaryota; Metazoa; Chordata; Actinopteri; Osmeriformes; Osmeridae
Gene: ccdc172
Product: coiled-coil domain containing 172
Exons: 7
Coding region: 190-978 (262 amino acids)
Cellular component (GO): cytoplasm
Source: RefSeq, a predicted model, not a curated record